CCUAAAAAAUGUAAAUAAAAGUUAAAUAAUGAAUUAGUGUAUAAUAUACUUAUGUAUGGACCAGGCUGCACUUAGACUGAAGUGCCAACUGCCACCCAAGGGCACUGGCCACCAGUGCCCGGACUUUGUUUUUAAGGUCCCUAAAAGAGGUGUAUGUCUAAAAAGGACACAAUGAAACUACUGCAUUACACUUUUUAAAAUUAAAAUAAAUAAUUAUAUCAAAUAAAUGUAGCAAAUUCGAAUAAUGGACAGAUAAACACUGUGUAUCUCACCAGGCACAAGGAACAUAUUAGGAGAGGAUUUAAGAGGAAAGUUACGCAAAUAUUAUUAUUAUUAUGACAUAUUUAUAACCUAAGAUAUUCUUAUACGAACAAUAUACAUAAGACUGAUUUUUACAAGUCUAAGUGUUGAGACUCACCUUGGACUUGCAGUCAAGGUCCAGAAAGAAUAGGAAAUUAAUUACUUCUUACACUGGUUUUAAUAGCAAGGUUAUAAGCUUAGAUAAAAAAGUUAAGGUAUUAAUACAGUCACGGUUCCUACAUUUUCACGACCAUUAAUCUAAUAAUGGUUUUGAUUAACUACUUUUUUAUUACAUAAUCGUGUCAAUGAUAUGAUAAUUAUAAAUAUUUAAUUUCUAUAUAGCAAUAAAAUUGAAUGAACCGCGUUAUGACAUAAUCACAUAACAUCACAUGGAUAUUAUUAUUAUCAUAAUUGCCAUUGGGAGUUGAGAUAGUUGACAGCUGUCAAGUGCACUAGAAGCGGCAUGCUUGAUAACCGUAGUCACUGACACAAACAUAUUCGACAUUUUCACAGAAUGUCAAAUUACCUAUCGAGUAGACCGAACAAAACUAGUCUGUGCUCAAUGCGAAAAAUAAAAAAUGCUAUAAUGAAAACUAUAAAAUAAUAAUAAAUAUUUAUUUGCAAUAUAUUCAUAUUCAUUAUUAAUUUCAAAUAAACUAAAUUAUUUGUGGCAUUGGAAUCAGGUUUAAAAAUGAAGUAAAUUUAUUUAUAUAUAAGCUAAGUGCUCAUGAUUCAAAUAAAAAAUAUAUUGUUGUUGGAUGAUGGAUCCCCUUUGACAAUCAGGGAAAAGUCUAUUCAUUAUUGCUAUGCCAGAGAUUUUUCUUUUUCAGACAUGAUACUAAAAAAUGCCUAAAGUGAAAAAGAAAUCUGCAAAAUCAAGGACUCAUAAGUGCCCAAAAUGUGAAAAGAAAUUUUCGGAUAGUUCAGGUCUAAACCGUCAUCUUGAAUUACAUGUAGAGGAUCGUCUUCAUGGAUGUACUGUAUGCAAAGCUACUUUUAAAACAAAGAGGUACCUCAGCAGGCACAGAAAGCGUGUUCAUAGUGAGCCUGAAGAACAUGAAUGCAAGGAUUGUGGCAAAAAGUUUCAUUUUAAAAGCUCACUUAAUCAGCAUAGGCUGGUGCACACUGAUGAGCGGCCGCACAAGUGCAAAUGGUGCAAUAAAGGCUUCAACUCCACAUACAGCUUGUCUAGUCAUAUCCUAAUACAUGAGAAUUCAAAGCCAUUCAAGUGCACCUUCUGCGACUAUGCGUGUCGUGAUAGCUCGACAUUAAGAAAACAUAAAAAGAGACAUAUAGGCCAAGUACCUACUUAUAACUGCAAGAUAUGUGAGAAAAAAUUCAGCCAAAAAAGACUUUUAGAAUUUCACGUGGCCAAAGAACAUUUAAAUAUUGACGUGAACGUAUUACCCUGCGAUAAAUGCGGAAAGAUGUUUAGGGAUAAAGCUUCGCUGAAGUUGCAUAUUCAAAAAAUUCACAAACGACUCUACGCCGCGAAAUGUCCCGUGUGCAGUGUUACGAUAAGCUGCAAACAAAAUAUGGAAGCCCAUCUGAGAUCACACCUCGACGAACGACCGUUCUGUUGUACUUUUGAAGGCUGUGGGAAGGCUUUUAAGGACGCGAGGGCACUAUAUCUUCACGAAUUCCUCCAUUAUCCGGAGCGCUAUUUGAAAUGUAAACUUUGUGAUAAACGCUUCUCGCGUCAGUCAAGGUUGGACAGUCAUAAAAAGCAGCAUUUCCUCGUCAAGGAGAAAUAUGUUGUGUGUGACUAUUGUAAUGUCAGAUUUUACUCAAAAAAUUACCUCAUAAAUCACAUAGCGAAACACUUAUAUAAAAAUAAGUAUAUAUGCGAUAUUUGCAAUAAGGAGUUUUGUACAAAGCCAAGUCUCAUUGGACAUAUUAUUGCACAUAAUUCAGAAACGGAUAAGCAGUGCAAACUGUGCAAGAAGUCCUUCAAAAAACAUAUCUACCUUAAAAGCCACUAUUGGAAUACACAUUGUAUUAAAUAUAAGAUUACUAGAAAAAAUGUGAAAAUAAAGAGGACUCAAAUGGUUCCGGAAAUAAAAACGGAAGCUGCUGAGAAAUUUGUGAUUAAGUCGGAACCCUUGAGUGAUACAGACGAAGAGACGGAAUACUCGAAGUCAGUUUUGGCUGAAGAUUUAAAAGCUUCCGGCAAUCAAAUGAACAUCUUCUACGACAUUAAAACAAUGGACAGGAAUAAAAUACAUAAAAUCAACGAUCCAAGGAUAAAUAAAGAACUAAAAGAGACAGUUAAGAUAAAGAUCAAACGGUUAUUGCAAAAAGUGCAGACAUUGAAAGAGAGGUGCGAUCUGGAGAGAGCGAGAAGGAGAUAUAACAAGCGAAUGGAGAAUUUAUUAAAGAGGGAAGAACCACAGACUGAAUUAACAAAGACCGAAGUCGGAAAAAUUACUUUUGAAAGAGAUGAAAAUGGAAAAUUAAAAUUCAACGUUCAUCAGUGCUAUGUUUGUUUUACUCUAUAUAAAACCAAAGAAGAGCUGUUGGAUCAUUGCCAGCAACAUUUCGACCUGUGCCACACUAACACGUUACGGAAGUGCCCUCUGUGUGACCACGUCUCGAGUCUGACGCUCAGCCGACAUCUACUGAGAAAACACAAAAUUAAAACCAAACUUUACACUGGCAACAUUAAAAAUGAUGGCUCGCAAUUUUAUUACGACGUUAAUGGCAAAGCUAUUAAUAAACUAGAAGUGAUACCGAGUGUGAAACUAUUGAACAGACAGGCUUAUAUCGAUUUAGACAGAACAAAUCGCGACAAAAAAGAUAAAAUUAUCGCUAAAACAAAAUUGGUUAAAAAAGGUACAGAGUGGAUCGUUGAAAAGGAGAAAUUGAAUAUCGAAAACUUUAAAAUACCAAAGCUAUGCGAAAUCGAUUCGUCGAUGAAUUUUGGGGACGAUCAUUGCGCGCGUAUGAAGUCUUUAAGUGUUGCCACAAAACUAAAUGGCGGCAAAAUGUUAUAUCCCUGCGACCGAUGCGAAAAAAUUUGUCAGACCUUAAGCGCUUUAAAACUACAUUAUCGACGACACGAUCCAAACGCCAAGCCGUUUAAGCCUAAAGUGUGGAAGCAUAAAUUAAAAAAUAACGAUAAAAAUACGAAUAACCGUAAUAAUAUAGUCUGUGACGUGACAAAGAGAUAUGUCAAACCUAAACCGAUAACAAACAAGCAUAGAUGCGACCCAGAACUAAUAAAAUUUUAUGAAAGCAAUAUAACGGGUGACAAUAUCGAGUUCUGGCAGUUUCUUAAAAUAUACAAUCGAAUGACUAGAGAAAAUAUUAAAGAUUUUUCUGAUUUAAAAAAUAGAACUGAUUUCGGAAUCCAACCAGUUUCAGAUGUGACGAGUGGAACUGAUAACUGUAAUUACAAAAUAACUAAAGAUGUUGGUAAAAAGAAAAGGAAACCACAAUUAAAAGUCCUACGACAUAUCUUAAUAAGCAAGAAAGAGUAUAAGAAAAGAAAUGAAAUUAAAGCAAGAUUAAGACAGAGUCUUGUAGUUAAAAGUAUAAUAAGCUAAUAAUAUAUAAGAUUAAUAUAUGUUUUUUAAAGUUAAUUUCUAGU
This is a messenger RNA of Pieris napi, 3889 nucleotides long. RefSeq names its product zinc finger protein 91-like. The record is from RefSeq and is a predicted model, not a curated record. Lineage: Eukaryota; Metazoa; Arthropoda; Insecta; Lepidoptera; Pieridae. Gene Ontology annotation, cellular component: nucleus. The transcript is spliced from 16 exons. Gene Ontology annotation, biological process: regulation of transcription by RNA polymerase II. Gene Ontology annotation, molecular function: DNA-binding transcription factor activity, RNA polymerase II-specific; RNA polymerase II transcription regulatory region sequence-specific DNA binding. The coding region runs from base 1146 to 3845 and encodes 899 amino acids.